AUGGACGGAUUCCUCCCAGGUCUGCGGAAGGCUCGGGUUGUUCCAGCCGGCUGGCGGUGGAAGAUGCCGGGAUGGAGUUCCUGCUUGAUGCCAUCGACCAGUUCCCGCUCUCGGUACGAGUUCGCGGACAGCUUGGAACAUCCAGAUCCGGUUCCUCUGGCGGUGCUGCCGCGGCGUGAUACCUCCCCUGUUACCCCGGCGGAUUCAAUGCUGGCUCCGGGCUUACCAUCUAUGGUUCUUUACUGUAAAUUCAGAUUACGCGUCGGGAGUGCACCACAAGACAGAACGCCAGGUCCAUCCAAGACGAGUGCGUUGGAGCAGUCAAUUCACAAGUACGCAGAGGAACCAAUGGAAAGUGUGCUGGAAAUUGGUUUCGGGAUAAGAAUGAAGUGGGCAAAACCAGACUUGAAAGGUGUUCUCUGCGCCAAGAUGACAAACACACAAUGCAGCGAGAGCGCGGAUCGCAUGUUGAAGACAUCUCCUGCUAGCCCGAUGCACAUUUUCGUUAGGCAGUACAUGAGGUUGCAGAUUGACUAUGAGCGUGAGGAAAGCUAUAAGGAGAAGAGGACCAUGAUUGUAAAUUCCCAAUUCUUCGUCAUAUGGUGUCCAAAGCUGAAUUUGUUGUUAAGAGAUUUAGCUGUUAGUUUGAAAUUGAGGUCGGAGAAGACACAGUUUGAACACCUUGUUCUCCUGGCAUGGAUCGUGGAUCCUUUUUUAGUGAGUAGCGCACCAUUAGCAGAGAAGAGGAAUGGUUUGGGUUUCGAGGACCGCUUGGCAAACUUGCCUGCUGGGAGAUUGCCUGGAAAUGGAGAGGUUGCCUUUGUUGGUGGCAACGAUGUUGACCAUAGGGACUAG
This is a messenger RNA of Triticum turgidum subsp. durum (durum wheat), 855 nucleotides long. NCBI's taxonomy places the organism in Eukaryota, Viridiplantae, Streptophyta, Magnoliopsida, Poales, Poaceae. The record is from the annotation of a GenBank genome assembly.